AGGAGAUUUAGAAAAAAAUUACUCCACAUCAGAUUGUAGAUUUUUAAAUUAGGGAUGUAAAAAUAGGUUUGAUUUUGCCACUUCGAAUAACAAAUGAACAGUCAGUGUGAAUCUCAGACAGCUUGUAACUUUUUCAACUAGUUUAACAUUUUAGAAAUAAUUCGCUACAGAGUAAGUGACACCUGUAUAAACGUUUGUAUAAGUAUAUUUCAAACUUCAUGGGAUAGAAAUUUAAAUUCUUUUCUUUGAACUUGAAAUUUACGCAAGAAAACGUCACCCAUAUUACAUUGUCACCCUAUUUUGUAGUGAUUAUAAUUCUCAAGUCUUUAGCUAGUUGAAAAAGAUUUCACAGCUAACCGAAUUCAUGCCGUACAGUUUUUUUGUAAAAUUAGAUUGGUAAAGCUAGCACCAUUCUUACAUCCUUGUAAAUGAAAAUCUUGAACAUCGAGGGAGACGAAUUUUUUUAAUUUCUGCAAUUUUUUUCGUCCUAACACCAAGAAAGAGCCGUCGUAUAGUCUAAACGUCUUCACCGCAUGCCACCAUCUUGUUUUUGACAAUCUAUUGCAUGCACAGACAAAUUGCACCUAUGUUAUUCACAUCUCCUACUCUUUUUCUUUUUCAGGAACACCAAAAUCAAGUGAAAAGCAUAUAUCACAACAAUAAAUGAAAUAUCUGUAACGAAAUAUCUGAAAUGAAAUAUCUGAAAUGAAAUAUCUGAAACGAAAGAUCUGAAACGAAAUAUUUGCAAUUGCGCGGCGCAAUCUUUUUUUUUUUAGGAUCACACUUUGCUUCGAAGAUAAAUAUUUUUUUCUAAAAUGUUUUUAGCAACCGACAGCGUUGACGGAACUCAAUCGUUACGCAUCAUUAAUUUGGAAGAUCUUCAGUCAAUACUCCUUCAUGGUGCAGAGAAAAAGCAGAAUAACGUUGCGUUGGGAAACCAGUUUUGGCAUCUAGAGAUUCCGGACGAUAAAGAAAUAACAGUUGCUUUACUGAAGAAGAAAUAUGAAGUCUUACAAAACGAGAACAAAUACCUGAGAAACAUGUUACAACGAAACGUGCCUCAUGAAAUGGCAGAAUUCAAUAACCCAUUCAAUUGCUCAGUGUCAUGCGGCCUUAGCUGUGUCUUGUUUGUUUUUUUCAAAAUGGAGUUCCAAGUGUGCACAAGGAAAUUCAUCAACAUGUUUCCUCGCGUGAGAUGUUGCAGUUUGGCCUUGAAACAUUUCUUUCAAAUUCGUUUAUUGGUUGCUGGUCCUAAAGAAACAAGUUUUUGCAGAUCAAUCACCGAAGACUGCAGUCUUGAUCGUGCUUUGAAAGAGGUAGUUUCAAAGUGUAUGCAAGAGGAAUCACAUCCUGCGUUACUUGUAAUCAAGUACAGGCAGCAAAAUGGUUCAACACGAGCAGGUCAUUGUGUGGUGAUCAUGCCAGAUGGUGAAUUUAUUGAUGUUCAAAAAAAAAAAUACUGGAAACCAACUAAAAGCGAAAAACACAGUAUCGGCCUCAUUUGUGUUGUUAAAUUUAACAUGGGAGUCGCUCAGCAAUGGGUCAAAAAAUGUGGGCUGGAUAUUUGCGAGGAUGAGUGCUAUUAUGGGUCCAACGCCGAUUUCCCAGGAUACACUGAUGACCUCGACUGAAGGACACAGAACACGAAUAUGUAUAACUACAUUCUCGUAUUGUAUAUAAUUAUAUAUGUGAGACAAUUAUAUUACGCCUUUCGAUUUAGACUUCAAUGUAAAAUAAAUCAUAUCCUGAGCACGGCCAGUUUGUCCAGCCAAGCAAAAAAUCAUUGCAUGAUUUCAAUGCACGCGUAUGGUAAUAUGCUUUGAAAUAUAGCUAUCAUGAGUCAUGUAUCUAUGUAUGUAACCUUUAUUUAAAAUUUGACGACUGAUAUUAUAAUAAAAAAACUCGUAUACCAA
This is a messenger RNA of Dendronephthya gigantea, 1913 nucleotides long. RefSeq lists its product as uncharacterized. The transcript has 3 exons. The record is from RefSeq and is a predicted model, not a curated record. Bases 816 to 1631 code for a protein of 271 amino acids. Lineage: Eukaryota; Metazoa; Cnidaria; Anthozoa; Malacalcyonacea; Nephtheidae.